UUAUGGACCCUAAGUCUCAUAUUUUUAAUGAGGGGGAAGAAUGUCACAGUAGUGAAUCUGGAUGGACAAUGUACAUUGGCUCACCUACGAAUGAUGAAGAUGAUGAGAUGAAUUGCGAAGGUGAUUUUGAUAAUGAAGAUGGUGUUUUAGGACAAGGUCGUCGCAAGAAGAUAAUUAAUGAUGAUGAUGAUACUGAUGAUUCGAUGGCGUCUGAUGCAUCUUCAGGACCAAGUCAUCAUGUUGUUAGAAAUGCGAAUAAGAGUACAAUUAUUCCAAAGGAAAAAGGUAAUGGAAAAAGUGGUUCUAACAACAAAGCCAGCAUGAAGAAAGGUAGUGGGAAGAAUCAAGACAAAGGAGGGUACUCUGUUUUUUCAGCAAAGGUUCCAUCCAGUAGUGAAAAGGUAAAGAAAAGUAUUUGGAAGGGCAAAGGAAAAUAAAACUUACUAUAACUAGUAGUACUA
Molecule: messenger RNA, 461 nt
Organism: Solanum verrucosum
Lineage: Eukaryota; Viridiplantae; Streptophyta; Magnoliopsida; Solanales; Solanaceae
Product: protein SOB FIVE-LIKE 3-like
Exons: 1
Coding region: 3-437 (144 amino acids)
Biological process (GO): cytokinin biosynthetic process
Source: RefSeq, a predicted model, not a curated record